AACAAAAUGUACAUGCUUUUUUGAGCCCUCACUGUAUCAUUUGCAAGAGUGCACAAUAACAGAUCGCGACGAUCUUUCCUAGUGCGCUCUUUCAUAUGGUACUGUUAAAAAUGAAACUUAUAUGUAGAGUUUUUGUUUUAGAAAACUUCUCAAUAUAAAACCUUGAUAUACGGCGCAUUUGAUAAAGAACUUCAUUAGUUAUCAAAAUCCCUAUUUUAGUUAAGUACAUAGUUUCACGAAAAACAAAACCAAACUUACCUUAUUAUGAUAAAUUUAAUCUGUAUAAUUCAUUUAUUGUUCUUUUCUUUCAGUUGGUUAUCCACCAUUUAGUGAAUCUAUUAGUGGAACUUCAUUAAAUGAUCAAAUUAUUAAAGGCCUUUAUACAUUUCCGGAUGAAUUUUGGUCAGAAGUUUCUGAGCCAGCUAAAGAUCUUAUUCGUAAAAUGAUGUGUGUUGAUUCAACAAAACGAUUAACAAUAAAUGAUGUACUUGAACAUCCAUGGUUAGCUGAUGAUCAUGAGAAUACUACACGUGUUAAUAAAAUAAUGUAUCCAUCAACGGUAGUUUCAACACCUCCAACUAUUACAAGUGCGAAGCGUCCUGCAUGUGAUGAUGAUACUUCAACAAGUGAACCAUGUACGAAACCAACUGAUGAAAAACCAACGGAAAGUAAUCAUUCAUCUGGUAGAUCUAAACGAGUUAAACAUUGA
Rotaria sp. Silwood2 is the source of this 709-nucleotide messenger RNA. The record is from the annotation of a GenBank genome assembly. Lineage: Eukaryota; Metazoa; Rotifera; Eurotatoria; Philodinida; Philodinidae.